AUGAAGAAGCAAGCGUUAGUGCAUAAACCAAAAAAAGGGGGAAAUGUCAUUCCCACGUGUGGACGACGGAAGGAGAGACAGGAGAUCGUAAAUUGGAUCCAAACGGGGAGGGAGAUCCCGUCUGAACGGUACGGGUUGACGGAGAUUGCUGCUGCAUUGCAGGUCGCCCAACAGCUCGGGAACAUUGUUGCAUGA
Sclerotinia sclerotiorum 1980 UF-70 is the source of this 195-nucleotide messenger RNA. RefSeq lists its product with no specific name. The transcript is spliced from 3 exons. NCBI's taxonomy places the organism in Eukaryota, Fungi, Ascomycota, Leotiomycetes, Helotiales, Sclerotiniaceae. The coding region runs from base 1 to 195 and encodes 64 amino acids. The record is from RefSeq and is a predicted model, not a curated record.